AUGGGGAAAUGUCUAUUUUUCGGGGACGAGGCCACCACUUUCACUGGGGCGGAGACGAUUUGCGAGAGCUAUGGAGGGAGCUUGAUCUCGAUUCAUAAUGCUUUUGAAAAUUCGUUGAUUUCGACUUAUCAACAGAAUGCCAAUCGAUUCUUCUGGCUCGGCCUUCGUCGGCAAAUGCCGGCACCAGUUUGGGCGUGGAGCGAUAAUUCGACUACCAAUUUUUACAAAUGGGCACCAGGCCAUCCGGAUUCCGGAUCCGCUUGUACGGUAUUGUCCCCGGCCGAGCAGAGCUGGCACUCGGCCGAUUGCAACGAGAGGAAUCCGUUUAUAUGCGAGCUGCCUCAAGCUAAACCUUGCCGCGAUGGCUGGAGCUACUUUAACUAUACGAAUAAUUGCUAUUACAUCGGCAAAAAUCGCACGUUCACCCAAGCCGACGCGUACUGCCAGUCCUACGGUGGCUAUUUGGCCUCGGUGCACAAUAACCCGGAGAAUGAGUUUAUUUACGAAUUAGCACGGACCGACAAAUGCGCCAAUUUCUCGAUGAAUCCAAAAUAUCUAGAGGGCACCGUGUUGCUAGGAGGAUUUUUCGCAAAGGAUCGCGGAUUCGUCAGCCGGUGGCUCGACUGGUCGACGCCCGACUACAUGUCCGAGAUGAGCUGCUACAAACCUGGCGAGAAGAGCGAGCAGACCAUGCUCCUGCUCGCCUUCCCGGCCGGUUGCGGUGCGUGCGAGGCGGAUCGCGGGAAUUGGCUAACGGUUGAUGAUGAUCGGAGUGGAUACGAUAAUUGCUCAUCGAAAAUGAGCUUUGCUAAAUUCUUUGUAUUUUUCACAUUAUUAUAUUGUGGAGCGGCUCAAUGUCCAACAAAUGCGGUAUACGUCGAGGCCAUGGAUAAAUGCUUACUAUACAGUAGUCAAGUCACAAACUUCGAUGGGGCGGCGGCAAGUUGCGAAAAGUUUGGCGGUUCUCUCGUAUCGAUUUGGAAUGGGUUCGAAAACAAUUUGAUCACUACUUACCAGGCAGAGGCAAAAUCCGGCUGGACUGCCUAUUACAUGGGGCUGCACCGCGAGGACCGGAAUAGCGAGUGGGAAUGGGCCGACAAUUCGACGGCCACGUUUUUUAAAUGGGCUCCAGGCCAUCCAUCAGCCGGCGCAAAUUGUGCCGUUCUAUCCUUACCAGAUAAUAGCUGGCAUUCGAUGGAUUGCAAUGGCUAUCAGGCGUUUAUCUGCGACGUACCGAAAGUCUCCCCGUGCCCGGAUGGCUGGAGCUACUUUGUCUACACAGAUAUGUGCUAUUAUAAAGGGGAAAACAUGACGUUCAACCAGGCAGAGGCUUAUUGUCAAAAGCACGGUGGCCACCUGGGGUCGAUUCAUAGCAAUAUGGAGAAUGCUUUUAUAUACGAAAUGAGCUACUCGGUGUCGUGCUACAACACUUCGGCCUACGUAAUGGGUAGCGUGCUGUUGGGAGGGUACUACUCGAGAGAGCAGCAAAAAGUCAGCAAAUGGGUGGACGGGUCGGCGACGGAUUUUGUGGGCAUGACAAGCUGCUACGAGGGGAAGAAGGAAGAUGCGAUGAUUGUGAUGUUCGCCUUCCCGAUAAAUUGCAACGAUUGCGGCAAUUUCCACGGCCAGUGGUACAUUGCCGACGACGAGCCGGACAAGACCAAUUUCCCCAAUUUUCUCUGCAAAGCGCCGCCCGGGCAGGCCAAGGAGGAA
Mesorhabditis spiculigera is the source of this 1713-nucleotide messenger RNA. NCBI's taxonomy places the organism in Eukaryota, Metazoa, Nematoda, Chromadorea, Rhabditida, Rhabditidae. The record is from the annotation of a GenBank genome assembly.